Polistes dominula (European paper wasp) is the source of this 606-nucleotide messenger RNA. RefSeq lists its product as uncharacterized. NCBI's taxonomy places the organism in Eukaryota, Metazoa, Arthropoda, Insecta, Hymenoptera, Vespidae. Gene Ontology annotation, cellular component: membrane. The record is from RefSeq and is a predicted model, not a curated record.
AUGACUUUGCACGUUAACGUUCAGUUCUGUUCAAACAUGCUACUGAAAAUCUUCAUUACUCUUUAUCUACUAACAUUUGGUAUAUUAAUCGUCGAAUGUCGUACUGAUUACAUCGAUAAAAAAUUAACGAAAGAUGUUAUUAUCAAUUGCAAUCGAACAUUGACUAAUGACGAACAAAUAGGUGUUACUACGAUUUGUAAUCAACGUGAAAUGAAGAAAGUGCAAAAUAUGACGGAUAACGACACGAGAUUUUUUGAUGGCAACGAAAUGGAUGAAGGACGAAGAAAGAAGAACAACAAAGGUUAUGGCAGAAUAUUAUUGUACAUGAUUGGUGCUGCCAAAGUUGCAAUACUUUACAUAACUAUACAUGCUAUAGCUACAAUAGCUGCCAAAGCAUUGAUUGUUGCUAAAGUUGCAUUAGCAGUUGCAACUGCUAUUGCAAUAAAAAGAGCAUCUGAACACAGUGACAAGAUAUCUUACGAAAUAGUGAAACAUCCUCAUCAUAGCUACAUACAAACUCACAGUUCGAGUAUCGAUUAUGAUCAUCAUGGUGAUUAUGAAAGUGGAUAUGGUCAUCGUAAACGACGACAAGUUUUUCGACGAUAA